AUGAGCGCUCAUCAUGGGGUGGAACCUCCUCUUCACCACCAUGACGGCAGAGACGACGGGAUGUACAGCGUUGAGAAAACACACGACUCAAAAUUCGUCUUGGCUACGGACGAAGAGUCUCCCUCCGACAACAGCUUACAAGAAGGUCACCAUGGUCUCUCCGGUGACACCGCUCAGGAUAUCAGGGACAUGUUUAGACUCGGCAAGCGUCAGGAAUUCAAACGCAACUUUUCUCUCAUCUCCACGCUUGGGUUCAUAUCGAUCUACAUGGCAACAUGGGAAUUUGUCUUGGUCUCCCUUGCCUUGGGCUUGGUCAACGGCGGAUUCGCCGGGCUUUUCUGGACGUUCAUUGGGACCAUCCUCUGCUAUUCCACCGUCGUGGCAAGUCUUGCAGAAAUGGAAUCGAUGGCCCCUACCAGUGGUGGACAAUACCACUGGGUGUCGGAAUUCGCUCCCAGUCACUACCAGAAAUUUCUCAGUUAUUCCGCAGGCUGGAUGUCAACUCUGGGCUGGCUCGCUAGUUGCGCUUCAGGGGUCUUCGUCUGCAGCACCCUCAUCGAAGUUCUGAUCGAGAUCUCGGACGUGGAUUUUGUGUUUCCAAACUGGCAAUACACUCUCAUCAGUAUCGCCCUGUUGGUCAUCACGAUCUUCUUCAACACCUGGGGUGCCACGACGCUGCCAAUGAUUGAGACUAUCAGCUUGGUGGGCCAUAUCCUUGGCUUUUUGGUCACAAUUAUACCGCUCUGGGUCAUGUGUCCCAAGAACAGCGCAAAGGAUGUAUUCGCAACUUUCGUCGAUAAUGGAGGAUGGGGUAACGUCGGAACUGCAUGCCUUGUCUCACAGGUUGCUAUCUUGUAUUGCAAUUUGGGGUCGGACAGCGCGUGCCAUAUCUCAGAGGAAGUCGCCGAUGCCUCUUUGAACGUCCCUCGCUCAAUGUGGUGGAGUUAUCUCUUGAAUCUUUCCAUGGGAAUCAUAACAUUGAUUACAAUGCUGUUCUGCAUCGGACCCCUCGACGAGGCCAUCAACGCCGAGACACCCUAUCUACAACUCUUCCUCAACACUGGCUCGAACGCUGUGGCUUAUGUGCUAUGCAUUCUCCUCCUAGUGCUCAUCUUCAGUGGUGAUAUCACCGCGCUUGCGACGACGAGCCGUGAGGUCUUUGCAUUUUCACGAGAUCGUGGAUUUCCGUUCUCACGAUGGCUCAGCAAGAUUGAACGGCGGCGAAACAUUCCAUUCAAUGCAGUGUACGCCACGUCUUUCUGGUCCGCGGUGCUCUGCGUCAUCAACAUUGGCUCAACAACCGCCUUCAACAUUAUCAUCUCUCUCACGUUGCUGGCUCUGCUCAGCACAUAUAUGGUCUCGAUCGGGUGUGUGUGCCUAAAACGGAUACGAAAGGAGCCGAUGCCCGCGGCGCGAUGGAGCCUGGGACGGUAUGGGCUUGCAAUCAAUAUGUUCGCUUUCGUUUACUGCGGAUUCGCCAUCGUUUUCUGCUGUUUCCCAUCAACCUUGCCGGUCGACACGAGCACAGCAAAUUGGGCACCGGCAGUAUGGGCGGGCGUGAUCUUACUCAGCGUGAUAUCCUAUUUUCUCCAUGGAAAGCAUCACUUUACGCCACCGGUUGUCUUUGUAGAGGGCAAGAGGACAGGGGGGCUCCAGGCGACUGAAUGA
Molecule: messenger RNA, 1668 nt
Organism: Cladophialophora immunda
Lineage: Eukaryota; Fungi; Ascomycota; Eurotiomycetes; Chaetothyriales; Herpotrichiellaceae
Exons: 5
Coding region: 1-1668 (555 amino acids)
Biological process (GO): transmembrane transport
Cellular component (GO): membrane
Molecular function (GO): transmembrane transporter activity
Source: RefSeq, a predicted model, not a curated record